AUGACAACACGUCGGGGCCUGUCUGUGCGGAGCGGGGACGAGACGCCAGUCCUACCCAGCCACUUCCUCUCCGCUCCCACGGGGCUGGGCCGGAGGGCUGCGGGAAGAUGGCGGGGGGCACCUGGCGCCAGGUGGGCGCCGGGCUGCGGCGGCGCGGCGGGGGGAGGGCAGGGGAGGGGGCCCGGCCUGAGCGCCGCCCGCCCCGCCCCGCCCCGCCCCUCCGGCGCUGGCCCGGGGAGCGCCGCCGCCCGGUCCCUCCCGCCCUCCGGCCGUGCUGUUACCUGCCGCCGCCCGCGGACGGAGCCCGGGGGAGCGUCCCAGCCGCAGCUGCGGGCCGCCGCCGCGCAGCGCCCAGGCCCCGCCGCCAGCCGGGGGGCAGGGGCGGGCCCGGGGCGGGCCUGUGUUUCCAUGGCGAUCGCCUCCCGGCCCGGCGGAACUGUGGCGAUACUACGGGGCGCCCUCGCCCCGCCCUGCCCGGCGCCACCGCCCCCUUCCUCUUCCUCGUCCGGGAGGGUCCGCUUGGCGCCGGCCGACCAAGGGGAGCUUUGUCCCGCUGAGCUCGGCCGCGAGCGGGCGCUGCCGGGUCCGGGGCCGCGACCUCUGUGGCGGCGGGCGUGGGCGCUGGGGUGCGGGCCUGUUCCUGUGGCAGCGCGGUGCAGCCGCAUGGGCGGCUGCUUGUUCCGUUCCACUGUUAAGGCUUCUCUGCCCACAAAAGUUUCUGCAGUGAAGAGGAUCCAUGUUGAGUAUGCUGCAAAUGCAGAUGUGGAAAAAAGCCGUGAAACGCUGGUCUCCGAAGUGGCUUGGGAAAGCGCUACAGGUCAGCAAGUGGGUCUAGUACAGACACUCUGGGAGAUCACAAAUCGAUGGUCAACCCAGGAGGAAUCAGCAACAAGAGGCAAAGCCCCCACUAUUUGGUCCCAUGCUCUGGAGAGAAAAGAGAGAAGAGGAAAUGAAGCUUAAGCUCAGGUCUCACUUCAGGUGAGGAUAGAGGAUGAACUAUUCUGUGAUUCUGUGAAGGAUGCUGGCUCCGUUUUCUUAUUCAGGAUCUCAGUUAUGACUAGCUAAAAAUGCUGCUGGCCUUCCAAGCAAAAGCUAAGACCCAGAUAAAGCCAAAGACUGUCCCAAAUACUUCCUUUUUAGAUCAUACCAUGGCAAGAUUUGAGGGCCUUUAUGUACUAGGAGUUGUGAAAUGCUGAGUGAAGUACAUCCGCUCUUAUAUGCAAUUUAAGAGUAAAGUCAUCUGGGCUGGGAUAUUUACUGUGCAUGUUUUAGCUCAGGAGAACGUCCAUUGCCAACAGCAGAAUUCUUCUGUCCUCGGAAGAGGACAGAGCUGGGAAGGAUUUGAGGCACUGAGGUAAGGUGCGUUUUUGUACCCAGGGCUCUGCUGGCACCUGAGGUAACUGCUCUCCUGUACUCAUCGCUGCUCUAUUGGAGGCUGGUAUGAGUUAGCUGAACUGAUCAUCAGCUGGCGAAGAACUGCUGCUUCAAUUGAUUAACUGGCCCUGUCUGAAAUGAAGUAGGAAACCAGGCCUGUAGAUCUGAGUAGGCAUGAAGGGUGAUAAACCGCAGCUGGUAACUGUAACCUCUUCAACAGUGUAAGCACAGCCAAAAGAAGACACCCAACCACACCUUGAGCAGUAAAGAAUCUGCAGAACAUUUUUAUAUGUUCUUGGGCAUCAAUUAGGACUAUACAGUCCCAUUUGGCCAGCUUCAGGUUUGCCUUAUCUAUGCCAUGAAACUACAUUAAGACAAGAGCUACAGAGCUUCAGUUUAGACACUACGCAACUGGGAGGGAUGUAGCACGGCCUUCAGCCUUAGUGCUCAAGACUUACACGCAGACACAGGCUUCCAAGUCUUUUCUGUCUUCCCGUAGGACUGCAGGCAAGCAUGUCAUCAUGCCUCAGUUCCUCAGUCUGUAAAAGGGGAGCAGUUUUUAAUCACCAAAUAUGGCCAUGGUGAAGGUAAAUUAAUUACUGCAAGUAGAGAGGGUUGCACUCUCUGAAGACAGGUAUUAAACAAAAGUAAAGAUUUAUUACUCAAAGAACAUGAGAGGUCUAUUUGAACUUUGUUCAGGAGACUGCAGUAUUUAUGGAUUAGUAGCUUUGGCAGGGGGAGAGAUUGGGCUGGUGACCUCAGAGAAGUAAACUGUGGGAAGAUGUGUGUGAAGGCAUUCAUGUUGGUGCUAACGUUAUUGUAAAUCUUGAUCCUUUAAUAAAGCUGUGACCUUGGAGUUGACAACUAGUAUGCCAUGGAGCAAUAUAUAGCAUGGCACCAACAUGGUAAAUCUUAGGUAGCUUCUGCCAUUGACGUCGACAACAUGUAAAAAGAAAUCAGGCAGUUGAAGUUCAUGAAACACAUUUAUUUGAAGGAAAGCAUUUUAAAUCAGACAUUUUAGCCGAAGUCAAUGGCCCUGCCAGCUUUUUAUUCCUCAUGAUAAAAUGUGUUUGUGAAAUGAAAUCUCGAUGGUGAAAACUUGUAGAAUUUCUCAUCACAUUUUGCAGUUUUCUGGGGGCAACUGUCACUGGAAAAGUACAUUUUUGAUCAUUUUUGCACAGCUGCUGUACAACUUUGUAUAACUACUUUUUGUACAAUAGCUGCUUGGUACAACUAUUAUUUUGCUGGCUUUCCUGACUGCUGCUGAUGCAAGAAGAGUACAUCUCCUCUUCAGUGUGCAAUGGGCAGCAACCUGGAGUUCUGUCGGAGCCAUUGGAGAUGCAUAAGGAGAAGAGGAAAGAGAAAAUUGUAUAACUGCAUAGUGAUCAGGAGGUGCCAUGUGGAAGGGGAUGAACAUCCUUUGCUUUUGCCAGGUGUAUCAGUACUACCUACAAAGAAUGCUUGCAGCCAUUGACAGAACUAAAAAGAACUCUCCUUCAGUGCUAACUUAAUUCCUGUAUACAAAAAGUUCUCAAUUUUUUUUUUUUUUAGAUGUGCAAGAAACCAGAAGUCCAAUAAUUUAGACCAUCAAUCUAUUUGGUUACUUUGCUUCCGGAAGGACAGAUAUUUGUUUAAUUACUCAAACGUUCCCACAAAUAAAUAGAAAAAAUAUCAAGUGAAUAUUAUUUCACUUUUUGCUAUUCUUUUAAGAUGAAUUUCACUUACAAACCUUGCUAACUCUGAGCCUCAUCUUGCAUACACUGUAAAUGGAAACUUAUGUGCUUUCUUAUGGGGCCGAUAGUACUGCUUUUGACAGCAGGUAGCAUGCCCAAUACUGCUUUUCUGUUUUUUUGUUCCAAUUUCUUUACUACUGUAGUGUCUGCAAAGCUGUUGCUUGUCACCUGCCUUCAGCACUACAUUGUCAUUAUGGAUGUUCAAAAGACCAGCAUGCUCUUGGAAUGGAGUUACAAUCAAAUGGGAGAGGCUGGUUUAUUAAAAGAUUAUUAAAAAUUGAAAUAGCAAAAAGGAUAGAGACUUUAAAUUCUGUACAUUAGAAACAUUUUAAUAAUUGUGUCAAAAUUGAUCCUAAUAUUUAAUAGACAAAACUAAAGCCAUUUGAACUUCAAGACUUCAGUCACUGUAGAGUUGUUAUAUCCUGAUCCACGAAUAUAGUGGGUUCCUAAAAGAGAAUGAAAAGAACAAAAAAAGUGAACUUUCAACAUAUUUAUAUACAUGAGUAUAUAUAUAUAAUAUUAUAAAUAUAAACAUAAAUGAGUGUGUAUAUACAUAUUUAAAUAUAUAUAAAUAUGUUUUGUAAAAAUAUAUACAAUAAAUGUAUAAAUAAGAAAAGCUGUCCGUCUUAAUUAGGGAAUGUCAUCAGUCUCUUAGUAUUUGCCUAUUACCAGUGGUUGUACUUGGAAACUGUUUCUGAGGAAAAAAUUAUUAGAAAUGAGCCAACUAUAUUUAGACUAUUAUUGUCUUAUUCAUUCUGGAAAUAAUCAAUUCUUUCAAGUAAUUUUUUUAAAACAAACAUACUUCUCCCCCAAGAAAAAUAGCAAAAAGCUGCUAACUUAUCAAAACGCUGUUGUGUCUACAAAGAGGUCACAUGGAGCUAAGUUCCUAAAAUGUAAUAACUGCAGUUGAAAUGUAUUAUUUUGCCAAAAUAGCAUACAUUUUAAGUACAACUUGAGCAUUAUGAUUUAAAAAUAUUAGUACUAGAUUGAUACUGAAAUCUACAAAACACUAACAAGUUCUAAUUUAAAAAAAUCAGAGAAUUAUUCUACCAGUUUGACUUUACUGUGUUGGGUUAACAAACUCAAAAGCACUUUGCAAUGUCAUAAUCUUGGUAUAGCAUUUCUAAGCUCCUAUACAGGUCCAUAUUUUCCUAUACACUGUUCACAAGUUCUCAAAUGAACUCUCAUUUCACUCAGACAUAGCUAAGAGAUGAGAAACAGCAGCUUGCUAUGUUUUAUACCAUGACACAUUCACACAUUGUCCUGACUAUUUUUUUGGUUAAAAGCCUUAUAUCAACAUUGCAGCUGUAAUUAGGGAAGAAUGUGUUUCCUUCUACUACUGGCACAACUCUUCAAGCAGUACUGAAAUAUACUAUCUAACAAUAGUGUUCAACUUAUGAAAUUUAAGGGAGUGAAAUAAUUAUUAUUUUGUAGUGAUUUCAUUUGUUCUUCACAUUGGCCUUUAAUAUUUUAGAAUGAAAUUUUGGAGGUAGUAAGGAUACAUUUCUAGUUUGGGGGGUAGACAUGCCAAGUUCACAUCUUCCUCUGUAUUUUAUGGUGAAAAUCUAGACCAACUGUUAAAAACAAAAGUUUCCCAAUUUGAUAGUCCACUUCUGACCUCAGUGAAGUCAGCAGCAAAACAUUUUACAGAUUCACUGGAGAUACGAUUUGGGUUUUAUGUUGCUGCUGCUACAAGCUAUCCCAUUUCCUUUAACCCAGAACCUGUGCAUGACAGACCUUGUGAAGCACGAUCAUGAGUGCUGUGGUUUAACACAGCAGCAUCUCAGCACCAUACAGUCAUUUGCUCACUCCCCCCUCGUGGGUUGAGAUAGAACUAUUUACUAAGAUAGAGAAAAGGAAAAGGACAAUAUUAUGACAUACAUAUAUAUGAAUGUACGUAUCAAGUGAUGCACAAGAAAUUGCUCACCAUCCCCUGACUGAUGCCAGCUAGCUCCCCGAGAGGCAGAAGAGAGCGAGAUGAACUCCCACCCUCUUCAAAACUCCUUCCGCAUGAUGUCAUAUAGUAUGGAAUAUCCCUUUGGCCAGUCUAAGUCAGCUGUCCUAAUUCUGCUCCCUCCCAGAUCCUUGGGCCCUCUGCUGAGAAUGGCCUUGGCUCUGUACAACACUGCUUAGCAACAGCUAUAAACACAUCUGUGUUAUCAACAUUGUUUUUUUU
This is a messenger RNA of Numida meleagris (helmeted guineafowl), 5283 nucleotides long. Its product is annotated as translation initiation factor IF-2-like. The transcript is spliced from 2 exons. The record is from RefSeq and is a predicted model, not a curated record. The coding region runs from base 1 to 960 and encodes 319 amino acids. Lineage: Eukaryota; Metazoa; Chordata; Aves; Galliformes; Numididae.